Lampris incognitus (smalleye Pacific opah) is the source of this 1347-nucleotide messenger RNA. RefSeq names its product four and a half LIM domains 3a (gene fhl3a). NCBI's taxonomy places the organism in Eukaryota, Metazoa, Chordata, Actinopteri, Lampriformes, Lampridae. Gene Ontology annotation, cellular component: stress fiber; nucleus; Z disc. Gene Ontology annotation, biological process: actin cytoskeleton organization. The transcript is spliced from 6 exons. Gene Ontology annotation, molecular function: actin binding; transcription coregulator activity. The record is from RefSeq and is a predicted model, not a curated record. The coding region runs from base 140 to 1078 and encodes 312 amino acids.
AAAGUAGCCGGUAGACUUUCUCACUCUUCUCUCCGGAGGUCCGGCGACAGGGCAGGCAGGGGGGAGCAGCACCCGGGGACGCUAACGGACGGCUGGAGUAAGGCGACCUGCGCACCGCGCGUCGUGCGUCGCCGUUUGGAUGUCCGCUGACGGCACACGAGAGGCGCGCCAAGACAGCAGCCAGGUUGGGAAGGCGCCUUCAGCCGCUGACAUCACCUCUGGGUUGGAAAAGGUCACGAUGGCGGACCGCUUCGACUGUGACAACUGCAAAGAGUCCCUUUACGGCCGCAAGUACAUCCAGUCGGACGACAACCCGUACUGUAUCCCCUGCUACGACAGCCUCUUCUCCAACACGUGUGACGAGUGCAAGGAGCUGAUCGCCCACGACGCCAGGGAGCUGUUCUAUGAGGACCGGCAUUAUCACGAACAUUGCUUCCGCUGUUUCCGCUGCGAUCGCUCCUUGGCGGACGAGCCCUUCACCAGCCAGGACGACGCCUUGCUCUGCAACGACUGCUACUGUAACGAGUUCUCCUCCAAGUGUGUGGCCUGCGACAAAACCGUCAUGCCAGGUACUAGGAAGCUGGAGUAUGGUGGCUCCACAUGGCAUGAAGGCUGCUUCAUCUGCCACAGCUGUGAGCAGCCCAUCGGCUCCAAGUCCUUCAUCCCCGACAAGGAUGAACACUACUGUGUGCCCUGCUAUGAGGACAAGUUUGCUCCACGCUGCACCCGGUGUAAAAAGACUCUGUCUAAAGGGGGAGUGACCUACCGGGAUGAGCCCUGGCAUAAGGAGUGCUUUGUGUGCACCGGCUGUAAGAUGCAGCUGGCCGGUCAGCACUUCACCUCCCGGGAGGACAGCCCCUACUGCCUUAAAUGCUUCGGAAGUCUGUACGCCAAGAAGUGCGAGGCCUGCAGUAAGCCCAUCACAGGUUUCGGAGGAGGGAAGUACAUCUCUUUUGAGGAGCGCCAGUGGCACCAGCCCUGCUUCACCUGCACCCAGUGCUCCGUGUCCCUGGUCGGGGCCGGCUUCUACCCGGAUGGAGACAGGAUCCUCUGCCGUGACUGCAACAGCAACCUAUAGAGCAGCUGUUUACCAACCACCACCCCCACCCACCACCACCCACCACCACACACACACACACACACACACACACACAUCCUCGAGGUGGCUGAUAAUGAAGACCAACACAUGUUGCCUCUCUCGCUCUCUCUCUCUCACUGUUUCUCUCUCUAUUUCUAACACACAGGAAGCAACAUGUACACACUGACCGACACACAACAUAAACCUACACACCAGCCACUCACACACACGUGCACAUCCACACACACACACACACACACACACACACA